CACUCGUGGAAUCCUGAGUCGUGUCAGUGCUCCGGCGGACGCGAUCGCGCGCGAGUGUGUCGUUCAGUAACGUUGUUUCAACGCUGGAAGAACGAAGUGAACGGAGAAAAGGGAGUAGAAAUACUUAGAAGGAUCUACCCACAGGUGCGUGUUUCCGGUGUAGUGAACGAGCAACGAAGAACAACAGGGACACGAGUCACAGCGAUAAUCAGCACUAUAUUUCUAACGUUAAAAACGAGUCACGCGCAAAAGUAAAAUUCUGCUUCGCGUUUGUUGUGAUCUUUUAAUACGUUUUCAAGAAUCCGACCUUCGUUCCCAGAGGUCGCGGAGCUGUAAGAAUGUACUAGGAGAACCAUAGAAUUGGAAACUAAAGUAUAAUAGUCGGACGAAGAGUAUGUUCUUGGAUGUCGACUUCUUCGUUGAAAAUUCUUCUGUGUGCUAAUAAUAAUAAUAAUCUUCCGAACGAUUCCUUCUUUUUAAUGAAUCGUUAAGAAGAGUACGUACAAUUAGUAGUUGAAAUUGAUAGCUUUAUACGUAUUGUCCAUUUUCCGUCCUUGGCGGCUGUUACUACUGAAUUUCGUACCGAUACGCGAUCUACGACACGCUUAUCGAUCGUACCGCGUUUCCAUUGUGUUCCUCGAUGCAUAAAAGUCUCGUUGAUGAAUCGUCGACGUUAAACGUGUAGAAAAUAUUUCGCGAGAUCGAAAGUCUGACGACUACCUUAUUUACUCGAGGUAGUCGCUAAUAAUUCAGUCAUUGUUCUUAUUUGUUUGAUAUUAAUAUUCAAUCAUAUCGUUGCUCUGUCGUAUAUGAUUGCGGCGUUUCGUUUGACUCGCCUGUAACUCACGUUCGAGACACACGUGUCUGUGAUUUCACGCGACGGAAACGUAUCACUGGCAACGCCUUCGAUACUACGUCGAGCCUUCCGGCACGUCAACGGAGGAAUUUACUUGCUCGUGGGACCAACAUCGCCAGCUAGACGUUUUUCGAAGAGAAAUCUCGGCGGUGUCUGUGCAUCCGGUAAACAGGUUAUGCGUGGUCGUGCUCGACAAAAACUCUGCCAGGCUUAGUCGAAACGUUCGAAUAAGCUCAUUGUGUUUAUGACUCGUUCGGUGUCGUGAAUUACGCGUGACGAUGUGCGAUUGAGAAAUCUUCGCUGAAAUUUGAAAAAUAUAAACAAGCAUCGUGCCCUUCGCUCGAGAGAGUGCAUCGUUAUAUGUAUGUAUGUGUAAUACGGAGUGCAGAAGUCGCAUCGGUUAGGUCGUUCGAUAAUCCAGUGUGUUCGGCAAAGUGAAAACGUGAAUGAUAAUUGGCGAUAGACGAAACAGCGAUUCGAUAUUCACGUUUGGUGCGUUUAAUUAAAGGCUUGUUCUUUCAUCGAAAGAAGUACAAAAGUGAAAGAAGCUACGAAAAGAAGGAGGAGAUAUUCGUGGAAAGCUGCGGACCGUGAUAAGAAACAGAAUUUUUGAAGAAGUAUUUGUGACACGUUCGUUGAUAUCCAGAAGAAUACAACGAUUUAUUCGGCUGGCUUGCUUCAAUUCUCGUCCAUUCGCGUCUCCAGAAACAGCUGUCGAGAAUUUCGAGUCAAUGAGAUCGAAGCAGCGGGACGCGAGCUGAAAACGCGCGGCUGCCGUCGUUGAAGGCUACUUAAAACGACCAUUGAGCAUUCGUCAGGGUGCUCGAAUUACCCACAACAGGUGGCUCGCAACUCCGCCAAUACGAGCGCAACAUCUGCUACUCCGGGCGGCUUGUGGGAGUGCAGCAAGUGCCUGGACGAGAUGCGGCUGAUGCAGAGGCUGGCGAUCAGCGGACUCCUGUCCGUGAUACUGAUCGUCCUUCUGACCGGCACGUUCGUCACGCGUCGCGACUUGGCGAACGUCAUCGAACGUGGUGUGGCGCCUGAAGAACGAAACGAACAACAAGUAAAUCCAGCCUGGGUACACAGCAACGUGGUCCCGGGCCAGGAUGAGCCGAAACCCGAAGAUAAGGAUCGACGACCGGAUUUCAAGCAUAGACAGGUCGAGCCAUCCGCGGUUGGACCCCCGCCGAUUUCUGUACCCGGACCCUACGUCAUUAGACCGCCUAAUCCACCUCUGGAUGACGUGACUAAUCAGCGCCGCGAGAAGAUCAAAGAGAUGAUGAAACAUGGCUGGGACAACUACGUGAGGUACGCCUGGGGAAAGAACGAGCUAAGACCAAUCUCGAAAAGGGGCCACAGCGCUAGUAUCUUUGGUGCUUCAAAUAUGGGUGCGACCAUCGUCGACGGCCUCGACACCCUGUACAUCAUGGGUCUACACGAUGAAUUCAAGCAAGGCCGUGACUGGAUCGCUGAGAAUCUCGACUUCGAUAUCGUGAGUACAUAGUUUCCUCUUUUAUUU
Messenger RNA from Bombus impatiens (common eastern bumble bee), 2378 nucleotides. RefSeq names its product mannosyl-oligosaccharide 1,2-alpha-mannosidase IB-like. The record is from RefSeq and is a predicted model, not a curated record. Gene Ontology annotation, cellular component: Golgi membrane; endoplasmic reticulum. The transcript has 4 exons. Gene Ontology annotation, molecular function: calcium ion binding; mannosyl-oligosaccharide 1,2-alpha-mannosidase activity. Gene Ontology annotation, biological process: carbohydrate metabolic process; N-glycan processing. NCBI's taxonomy places the organism in Eukaryota, Metazoa, Arthropoda, Insecta, Hymenoptera, Apidae. The coding region runs from base 1779 to 2363 and encodes 194 amino acids.